AUGAAGAAAAAUCUUAAAGAAGCCAAUAGACUGUGGCCAGAAAUACUCCCUGGAGUAUUAUGGGCGUACAAAACCACCCCGAAGAUGAGCAUAGGGGAGACACUCUAUUAUUUAGUCUACGGAACAGAAGCAGUUAUAUCAGUCGAGGUCAGAGAGCCCAACCUAAGGUACUCCCAUGAAAGCAGCACCAGCAAUGAUGGGAGUAGAAGGCAAGAGAUUGUUGAGAUCGACGAACGAAGAGACAUGGUGUACAUAAGAAAGGUCACCCAAAAGCAGAAAGUGGAAUGUUACUACAAUAAAGGCAAAGGCCAGGCCGCUCAAAGUCGGGGACUACGUACUCAAAGUCACAACCCAAGCAAGCAGAGAUCCACGAGAAGGCAAACUGGGAACAAAUAG
Nicotiana tabacum (common tobacco) is the source of this 396-nucleotide messenger RNA. The record is from RefSeq and is a predicted model, not a curated record. NCBI's taxonomy places the organism in Eukaryota, Viridiplantae, Streptophyta, Magnoliopsida, Solanales, Solanaceae.